GGUACAUAAAGUUGGAGUUCAUAUAAAUGUAGGUACUAUGGUGAUGUAAAAUAAAUACAUAUAAUUAAAAGUAUUACUAAAUUCAGAUUGGGAAUAACUUCUGUAAAGUAGAGACUAUUCCAUCGACAGGUGUCAAGAGUACAAACACUGGAGUGGAAAGAUGCUUUACUCUUUUCGGUGGCCCAGCACGUGGCCCCUCUCCUGGGGUCUUGGUGGCAAAGCCUGGGGAAGCAGCAUUUCUGCAUUCCCUGCAGCUAAGGCACCAGCACACGACCUGAACUCAGACCCGGCGCCCACGACCUGGGAGUGAGGGACCCAGAGAAGUAGGGGCGGGACGGAGGGGCUGGGCAGCACGAGCUGUACUAACGCACGCAGUGAGGCCAUGCCAAGGCGUCUGGCGCUUGGUGGCAGCAGCGUGGGCUUCACAUCAGUUUGACAGCGAGAUCCAGGGCGUUUCUCUUGGCUGCAGCCCCCAAACCGCAAUUCUCCAGUCCUCCCCGUGACUCGCUGAGCCGCCACUCCCCAAGCCUUUCAAUAAAUUCCCUUUUCCUUAAGUCAGCAGUCGGUUUCUGCUGCUUACAAAGAAGAGCCUCUGCGAGUGGGGAAAGCGGGGGCUGGCGGAAGUCGGGGUUGACAGAGGUGCCACCCAUCUGCUUCAUGGCAUUUGAAACGGGGUCCCACAAAACUGGGUACGAGUUAGUGGCACACAGCUUGUUACUUCAUGGCUCCGCAAUGUUUCCUGUUCACUAAUCUGUCUCCUGCCUCUCCAUGAAGAUGCCCCCCCACGGCUCCCCGAUUUCCCACGUCGCCUGCCCUGCACUAAGCACACGGGAGCCCAGGACCAGCGACGGGAACGGCACUGGGACUUUAGAGCAAGACUGAUCCCUUCGAACGGCACUCCUUCCUGGGCAUCCAUGCUACACACGCACUGAAAUCUCACUCAAGUCCUCUAACGUCUGUGAGCAUCUGUAAAACGCAAGAAAAAAUUUACCACAUGAACAUGUAGAAAUGUACUCGAGGCUAAAAUCUCAACUUCACAUGGUGAAACUGGGUUACAAAAAAUAUUUACACAAUUUCAAAAAGUUCCCAAUUAUGGUUCCUUAAUAAGAGUUCCUCUCUUCAGUUCUUCCUUUCUAAAAAGAGAAAGAAAAAAACACCCAAAACCCAGCCAACUCUCUUCAGAUACACACUCCCCCAGAGCGUGCACGCACACAGAGAUGGACGCCGUGGGUGCAGGCAGGAUCAUUCUCGGUCUAGAAAGCAUCCUCCCGCUUCUCUUUUAUGUCGGUGCUGCCGGUGACUGUACCGUGUCUGUCUCUCAACCGGCCGUCCUGGAAGCGGACUUCGCCGAGGGCACCGUGACCGUGCCAUGCUUCUUCUCCACAGCGGGCUGCCGGCCCGAGCCCCCCACCAAGCUGUGGUUUCGCCUCGGUGCUCAGAAGCCGGAGACCCUCUGUGUGAAUGGCCAGUGCUCGAGCAAGGCAAACAAAUUCACAGUGACGGAGGACCUGGCACGAAACCAGACGUCCCUCACGGUGAGCAGGCUGACUGCCAACGACAGCGCCAUCUACAUCUGUGGAAUAGCCUUGCCCAGUUCCCAGGACCCGAGGGCGAAGCAAACCGGAGCAGGGACGGUGCUGGUGGUCAGAGAAUCCAAAGGUCUCAGCACGAAACUGCAGAGGCUCCUGGUGGCUGUCUUGUCCCUGCUCUCCAUCUACAUUGUUGGUGUACUUGUGGUCUUCGUGGUUCUCUCCAAGUCAAAAUCGAAGACUCCAAGAAAAAAAGAAACAGACGAUUCACAAAAGAAGAAAAGCGCUCGGCGUCUUUUUCAGGAAAUUGCUCAAGAACUAUAUAGUAAGAGACAUGUGGGAACAAGCCAACAAUCUGAGAAGGACACCACUUACGAAAACAGAAGAGGACGUUACAACUGUGAAAGACCGUAACAGUGUUUUCAUUGUUAAUUAAGUCACUGAAAAUCCAGAAGUUAGACAGUGUGAAUGGACACACACCCAUCAGGGCUUGAAAAACAACCAAAGGUGACGGAAAAGAACCAGUUACAGGAUGGGUGCCUGAAUACAAGGAAACAGCCAACGAGAAUUACCGACAUGCCAAAACCCAGCAAAACACAACUGAACAAUUCCUUCUUCACUGGCUAAAAGACUUGUAAGCAGGCUAACAUCCUCAAAAGCUUCCAUUGUCAUAACGUGCGUCCUAUGUUUCACUCAACACGCACGUUACGUGCUGAGUGCUACCCACAAGAGUUGAAGUCAUACCACACACCUCAGUCUUGAGUGGAAGAAGUGUCUUCACGGGCUGUGGAAGUGGUGGGCUAAUUAAUUAGACUAAGGUGGGAGGGAG
Molecule: messenger RNA, 2358 nt
Organism: Rhinolophus ferrumequinum (greater horseshoe bat)
Lineage: Eukaryota; Metazoa; Chordata; Mammalia; Chiroptera; Rhinolophidae
Gene: IGSF6
Product: immunoglobulin superfamily member 6
Exons: 6
Coding region: 1218-1943 (241 amino acids)
Source: RefSeq, a predicted model, not a curated record